Messenger RNA from Gossypium raimondii (Peruvian cotton), 1463 nucleotides. Its product is annotated as probable protein S-acyltransferase 7. The record is from RefSeq and is a predicted model, not a curated record. Gene Ontology annotation, molecular function: protein-cysteine S-palmitoyltransferase activity. NCBI's taxonomy places the organism in Eukaryota, Viridiplantae, Streptophyta, Magnoliopsida, Malvales, Malvaceae. Gene Ontology annotation, biological process: protein targeting to membrane; peptidyl-L-cysteine S-palmitoylation. Gene Ontology annotation, cellular component: endoplasmic reticulum; Golgi apparatus.
AUGCUCAUAAAUGUGUUUUGUCUCUUUCAUGAUUUAGUUCUUCUGCUACUAACAUCUGGAGGAGAUCCUGGUAUAAUAUCGCGCAAUGCACACCCUCCAGAGCCAGAAGGUUUUAAUGGGAAUGUAGAUGUUGGUGCUGUUCAAACUCCACAGUUACGAUUGCCAUGCAUUAAAUAAGUGGCGGUGAAAUUUGAUCACCACUGUCCUUGGGUCAGGCAAUGUAUCAGACUGCAAGACUAUCGGUUCUUCUUCAUGUUUGUGUUCUCUACAACCCUUCUUUGUAUGUAUGUAUUUGGAUUCAGUUGGGUGUACAUUAGAAGGAUCAUGGCAUCAGAGGAGACAACAACUUGGAGAGCCAUGAUUCAAACUCCAACUUCCAUAGUUUUAAUAGUUUACACAUUCAUCUCAAUGUGGUUUGUUGGUGGUUUGACUGCCUUCCAUUUGUACCUAAUCAGUACAAAUCAGACAAUGUAUGAGAAUUUCAGAUAUGGAUAUGAUCAUUGAGCAAACCUCUAUAGAAAAGGAGUGAUUGAGAAUUUCAAAGAGAUAUGUUCUAGCAUUCCCUUAUCCAAGAACAACUUCAGGGCAAAGGUACCCAGGGAACCUGUGUUACCAACACGACCUGGUGAUUUUAUGAGUCCAAAUAUGGGGAAUGUUGUGGGUGACAUAGAAAUGGGUAGGAAAGGUGUGUGGGGUGAUAUGGGGCUAGUUGAUCAUUGUUAAGGGCAACUAACAGGUGAACGUGUAAAUGUUAAGGAGGAUGAAUUAGGAGAAUUGACUCCAGAAACUAGUACAGCAGAUGACACGGGUGACCAUGCUGGUAUACAUCCCAGGCAAUCUAACUGAGGUAGAAAAAGUGGUAGCUGGGAAAUGCCGUCGGAAGUUGUUUCUUUGGCAGCUAGAGUGGGGGACUCAAAUCGAGCAGUUAGGAGUAGCAGCAGGAGCUUGGCAACUUAGAAGCCUUAGACGUAACCAAUGAUGAAAUAUCGAGUGGCAAAUAUGGAAAUCAUUGCUAAGGUUGCUUAACAUGCUCCCUCAAUGUUGUGCUUUAUGGGGAGAAAUGUUUUGAGCCUUGUGCUCUGAGGAAGAACAGAGCUGGUGUGGUGCGGUAUAAGAGUGAGGUUUGAUUUUGUAUUUGUGGAAUUACUUGUUCCUAAUUGUGUAUUUGUCCUUGUGGAUUCAUUUUAGUGUCUUAUAGUGUUCAUUUCACCUCUUUCUCCGUCUCUUUGUGAGAUUAUGUUCAUUGACGGGGUGCUGCUGAUUGGCAAGUUUGGCAAUGGCAGAUGGGCUGUCAGUAGGUCAACAAUUAGACUUUGCUUGAAUGAAUAUUGGUGUCCCACAAAAGCAGCUGUCUCAAUGCCAUCCUGAUGACACCUUCAUCUUCUACAUGAACCAAAAUGCUCUAUAGAUAGCAUACAUUUGAUAUGUAUUUUUAUAUCUAUCUCAUUUCUUUUUUCCUUUUA